Molecule: messenger RNA, 1497 nt
Organism: Peniophora sp. CBMAI 1063
Lineage: Eukaryota; Fungi; Basidiomycota; Agaricomycetes; Russulales; Peniophoraceae
Source: the annotation of a GenBank genome assembly
AUGAUCGUUUUGGACGACGAAGAGGACCAGUCUCUCCAGAAGUUGCGCGAGGAUCGCGCCAGUGCCGUCGCGGGGCCAUCAACUUCUCUGCCGAGACCGAUACCUUCAGCCUCGACGCGCUUGUUGGACCCGCGUCCAACCGGCGAGCCCGACCUUGAGGCUCCUCCAGCGUAUCCUGGGACAGGAUAUCAGACAUUCCCGCAACCGCCUCCUCGCCCUUCGCCUUCAUCGCAGGACUCUUUACCGCCUCCCGCAAGCGCCGAAGGCAAGCGCCCGGAGACUGACACCCGGCGCCGCUUCGUCAAGGCGGUCAUCAUAGCGCUGAUCAUAUACGCGCUGGGAACUGUGCUAUGGGCGCUCUUUACUGGCCAUCGCGGAGACGACUCUUGGGAAGGACGGGAAUGGCCGAAACCGCCCGAGGGUCGUUACGAGGUCCAACAGUGCUCUACGUAUUAUCAAUUCGCCAAAGAAGACUUUCUGCUCGUGAAGCCGCUUCCUGACGCCCAAGAGGGCACCUUCUUCGUCACACUGGGUGACCAGGUGGCAGGUUCUGUGCACUUUGUGUACGACGAGUCAUUGAGGGAAGCCGAGGCGCAUAUUCAAGCGUUUGAUCUCGACGUGGAUCAGCAAGAACUGAUCGCGCGCACGAAAAUAUGCUCGCUUCAGAAUGGGAAGACCCAGGGUUUGGGCAUCUCGACACCGGCAAAGCGCAUCGGUUCAAGGGCGCUGAACGUGAACGUGACAUUGGCUCUUCCUUAUGCGACCUCAAGCUAUGGCCGCCAGCGGCACCUGAAAUCACUGACUUCCAACGCGCGGAACUUCAAACAUACGCUUUACCUCCCCCAAGAUCGUUAUUUCGUGGAGAACGUCGACUUCAGAACCACGAACCAAUACAUCAUCUCCGGAAGCAUAGUCGCCGACUCUGUUUCCUUCCAGACCACCAAUGCUCUCAUCGGCGGCGAAUUUGCCGUAAACAAGUUACUCAGCCUGAAAACUUCGAACGGCCGCAUCGAACCCAAGGUCGUCGCGAAGAAUGAUCCCAGGCGCACGAAUGAAGAGACAAAGAUCAUCUUCACCUCUUCAAACAGCCCGAUUGAGGGUCGCCUGGACCUCCUGUCGGCCGCGCCCAAUGGCAAAGGCGGGAAGUUCCGCGUCGAGGCGAAGACUACCAACAGCCCGGUGGUGCUCACGAACGAGCAAUUAUCCUUGGACGCUGUGUUAACGCUCAAGGCGCGCACCGAGAAUUCUCCUGUCAACGUCCAUGUAGCUCCCGCCUUUGAAGGGACCUUUGACCUCUCAACGACGAACAACGCCAUGGUCGUGGAACAAGAGAAUAAGGUGGACCCAGCACAUCGUAGUCGGCAGCGCAAGAUCUCUAUCGAGCGUCACGAUAGGAGAUAUACGGGGUACGCGUCGUGGUCGAAGGAUGAGGCGGAGCGCGGGAAUGGAGCGAUUUCUAUUGCUUCUAUGAAUGGGCCUGUCAGUUUGUACCUAUAG